Messenger RNA from Gymnodraco acuticeps, 2648 nucleotides. RefSeq lists its product as uncharacterized. The record is from RefSeq and is a predicted model, not a curated record. The transcript has 7 exons. The coding region runs from base 956 to 2083 and encodes 375 amino acids. Gene Ontology annotation, molecular function: cell-cell adhesion mediator activity. NCBI's taxonomy places the organism in Eukaryota, Metazoa, Chordata, Actinopteri, Perciformes, Bathydraconidae.
GAUUUCAGGGCCAAAUGUCUGAGCUGAGGCGUGAUGAAACCUGCAGCACCUGGACGCAGCACAGGGAAUCUAGCUCUGCAGACUUUCAUGAGGUAUGAGAAAGCAGCACCUGAACGCAGCACAGUUAAUUUGGCUCUGGCAGACUCUCAGAAAGCAGCACCUGAACGCAGCACGGUGAAUCUGGCUCUGCAGACUCUCAGCAGAACAUGAUCAUCAGACUCAGUAGGCCUAUGUGAGAAAUCGCGUUCAUGUUUUUAUCUGAAGACAUAAUUGGGAAAGGCAUUCAUAACUUCUGUCUACUAUAGGUAGGCCUACUGAAAAAAGCACUACUAAAUCUGUAUCUGCACAGAAACACAGAAAUGUGCUCAAACUAUUGUGUAUAUUAAUACAAUAAUACAUUGUAUACUUGUGAAUGAACAAUACUUUUAUUGUAAAAGGCACACUGUAAAGUAAACAAUUGGUGGAAUAGGCAAACAUGUUCCAACAAUGUUUGCAGCAAGCUCUAUAAUGCAUGCUAUAACCUUUUAACACUGUAAUACAAUUUGACAGUUUUUUCAUUUAAAGACAACAUUUUGAAAUGUAAAUUGGGUAAAUGCAUGACUCUGAAGUAGUGUGAUGCUGCUUCUCUUCUGUAACUGACACACUGACUGACGUUUUAUAUCAGUCACUGUGUGUUUCUCCUCUGCUCUGAGACUCCCUCUCCCCCCUCGCUCCGUGCUAAACUAAAGUUUGGAGCUGCCGCCGGCUGGUCUUCAUUGUGCUGCUGGUGCACAGAAUAGGAAACACACGGAGGAGUAAAAAUAGAUUCUCUCUCGGUCUGGAGUGAUGUUUGAAAAGACUGCUGGGUCAUAAGGACGGGCGAGAUGUUGCAGAGGGUUUCGACUGUUGGCUUUUACCUUCUGCAUUAGGACAAGUAGCCUGAAGUUCCACUCUUCUUCCUCCCAAUAAAUGAACGAUGAAGAAGAUGAUGAUCCAGGCCUCCUGUAGGAAGGGUCUGCAGGUGUGUUUGUACUUACUGAUGGUGGGAAGAUUACAGGGCCGGGUAACAGCACCUGAGCGUCUGGAAGCUCCAGUGGAGAAGCCCUUCACUCUCACUUGCAGCGUUGUGAGGGACCGAGGAGAGACUCUAAGGCAGGUGCGUUGGCUGGAUGGCCAGAACCAGACCCUUCUGAGCUACCAGCCUGGUGACAAAGACAGUGUGAGUGGACAGCAGUAUGUGGAGCUGGCCGUCUCUCCGAAAGACACCUCGGCUAUCAUCAUCCGAAGGGUGGGCUUUCGUGACGAAGGCUGCUACACCUGCAUCUUCGACAUGCAUCCUUCUGGUUCAAAACAGGGCCAGACGUGCCUCACUGUGACCGCGCAUAUUUCCACUGAAGGCAACAAAACAGCAGUGAGUGGCAAGAAGGCCUCUCUCUCGUGCUCCUAUGGAUUGCCUGAAAAGGUGGGGCAGAUAAUAUGGAGACACACCUCUGCACAAGGAGAAGCCACAGAGGUCGCCUCCUUUGCAAAGCGCAGUGACCCCAUGAUAGAGCCUCCGUUCCAGGGGAGAGUGUGGCUGAGCGCCUCCCUGUCCGACAGUCAGCUCACCAUCCAGCCGGUCACCAUCCAGGAUGAAGGCUGCUAUACCUGCCUGUUCAACACACACCCCGAUGGGCCGAAGACCUCCACAGUUUGUCUCGCCACCUAUGUGCUGCCCAAACCUCAGGUGAGCUACAAGACCACGUCUCCAGGUGUGAUCGCAGCCAACUGCACCUCAGUGUCGCGGCCCCCGGCAGAGAUAGUGUGGAACGUGGAGAGGGAUAACCGCACCAUGGGCCCCCCGUUGACAACACAGAUCCCACAGAGCGACGGGACCACUCUGGUCAUAAGUACGCUGACCGUCCAAUCAGGGCUGCUGAAAGACGUGUCCAUCAAAUGCUUGGUGCACCACAAAGGGCUUGAGUCCCCGAUUGCUGUAUCCAUGAACACUAAAAUUGGGACGGCUCUCACUAUCCUGAUCUCCGUCACUACGGUGGCUGCCCUGUUGGUCAUGUCCCUCUGCUUCUGCCUUUGGAAGUGUUUCUUACGCAAAGAAGCCGAUUAAUCUACAAGAUGAGACCAGUGGCUGAAAAGAAAAGGCAGUGUUUUUCAGAGCCGACCUUGCAGAAACGUUUCCCUGCAUCAUCAUCAUCAUCAUCAUCAUCGUCGUCGCCGUCAUCAUCAUUAUCUAGGUACGAAGGAAAGAUGUCCUGACACACCUUUAUAGGAUGUCAUAUACAAUCCUACUCAUGAACGCCAACUGUACAACGACAUUCAUCUCUGCUCUUCCGCAUCUGACUCUUAUAUAAUCUCCAGGCUGUCCUCACAUGAAGUCAAUGAGGAAAUGCUAAGCAGAUAACUUUUUCUCUCUGGCUCUGUAAUUGAUUGAGUCCAUGACCACACUCUGCACAUUGCACAGCAUACAAAACAUUGCAUGUCCCUAAAAUACUUUCCUCUAUUUUUCUUUUUCUUUUACGUAGUCCUGAAAAGAUAUGGUUGGUAUUGUUCUAUUUUUUCUUAUUCAACAAUAAGACUAAAACCAACAAUGAAUUGAUUCUACUACUAAAAGUCUGAAAUAUCAUACCCCUGCAUUGUUGCCUAAAAACUAUUAAAACAAAAAUACUGAGCAA